Abrus precatorius (Indian licorice) is the source of this 2486-nucleotide messenger RNA. Its product is annotated as aspartic proteinase nepenthesin-2-like. The record is from RefSeq and is a predicted model, not a curated record. The transcript has a single exon. The coding region runs from base 397 to 2091 and encodes 564 amino acids. NCBI's taxonomy places the organism in Eukaryota, Viridiplantae, Streptophyta, Magnoliopsida, Fabales, Fabaceae. Gene Ontology annotation, biological process: proteolysis. Gene Ontology annotation, molecular function: aspartic-type endopeptidase activity.
UUUCAUUGUGUGAGCCUUGAAAUUGAUGAGUUUAAUAACUAUGGCAAUGAAACCGCGUUUUGGGGUUUUUCUAAUUUGUUCUUGCUAGAGUCACACCAGAAGAAGCUUAGAAUUUAGAGUUGCCCAUUUCUUCUUCUUUUAUAAUUCUCUUCUCCCUCUCAUUUUUUGGCCUUGAAAGUUAUAACCUUCUAUCUAUCUUCAUUUCAUUUUCCUUAAAGUUUUGAUUCUUUGUGGAGAUUCUGCUUCUGAAUCUUUGUUUUCUGGCUAUUUCUAGUUGGCCUUUAUAUUUUUCUCUUUUGUAAGCUCACAGAUUGUUGUGAAGUUUUGUUCUUUCUGGGAUUUGUCACCACCUUGAAAUUCUGCAAGUUGCUACUUGAUGUUGGUAAAAUCAUAACUAUGGUUAUGAAGGUUUCUCUCAUUUGGGUUCUCCUGGUGUUACACUUCUAUUCUUGCACAGUUGAAGCCAUUUUUAGGCUUCACAAUCACAAUGGUCUAAAUGAAAGUGGAUCUUCUCUUGCUGCAAUCAAGAUACAUGAUCAUGCAAGCUUCAAUGCUGUUUCUUCUUCAACUGGGUGUAGCUUCUCGAAGUCUGAGGAAUUUGAGCAUUCAGGAACCAUAGCAUCAGGUGAAGAUACUGAGGAUGAUGAUGAUGAUGGUGAAGAGAGGGAAGCUUUUCUAGCAGCAAAACAUCCAAACCAAUAUGUGAAACUCCAUUUGAAGCACCACUCAGUGAGCAAUGAUGCUGAGCCCAAGAAAUCUGUGGCUGAUUCUACAGUUAGAGACUUGACAAGAAUUCAGACCCUUCACAGAAGGGUCAUAGAAAAGAAGAACCAAAACACAAUUUCAAGGCUUCAGAAAGCACAAGAGCAAUCAAAGAAGUCCUAUGAGCCAGUGGCUGUUCCUGCAGCUCCACCAGAAUAUUUCUCAGGUGACUAUUCUGGUCAACUUGUGGCAACCUUGGAGUCAGGGGUGAGUCUUGGCUCUGGUGAGUACUUCAUGGAUGUGUUUGUUGGAACACCUCCUAAACAUUUUUCUCUAAUACUUGACACAGGUAGUGACCUUAACUGGAUUCAAUGCGUUCCUUGCUAUGCUUGUUUUGAGCAAAAUGGACCAUACUAUGAUCCUACAGAUUCUAGUUCUUUUAAGAAUAUAACCUGUCAUGAUCCAAGGUGUAAAUUGGUGUCAUCCCCUGACCCUCCUCAUCCUUGCAAGCUUGAGAAUCAGAGUUGUCCAUAUUUCUAUUGGUAUGGUGAUAGUUCCAACACAACUGGUGAUUUUGCACUUGAAACUUUCACUGUGAAUCUCACCACACCUAAAGGGAAGCCUGAGCUCAAGCUUGUUGAGAAUGUUAUGUUUGGUUGUGGUCAUUGGAAUAGAGGCCUUUUUCAUGGGGCUGCUGGAUUGUUAGGCUUAGGGAGAGGGCCAUUGUCAUUUGCUUCUCAACUUCAAUCUCUUUAUGGUCAUUCAUUUUCCUAUUGUCUUGUGGAUAGAAAUAGCAAUUCAAGUGUUAGUAGCAAGUUGAUAUUCGGUGAGGACAAGGAGCUGCUGAGCCACCCCAAUUUGAACUUCACUUCUUUUGUUGGUGGAAGAGAGAACCCCGUUGACACAUUUUACUAUGUCCAAAUCAAAUCUAUAAUGGUUGGUGGUGAGGUACUAAAGAUACCAAAGGAAACUUGGCAUUUGUCAUCAGAAGGUGCUGGGGGCACAAUCAUUGAUUCUGGCACCACUCUAACUUAUUUUGCUGAACCUGCUUAUGAUAUUAUCAAGGAAGCAUUCAUGAAGAAAAUCAAAGGGUAUCCACUUGUUGAAACCUUUCCUCCUCUAAAGCCAUGCUAUAAUGUGUCAGGAGUUGAAAAAAUGGAGCUACCUGAAUUUGGGAUCUUGUUUGAAGACGGAGCAGUGUGGGAUUUCCCUGUGGAAAAUUACUUUAUUCAAAUAGAACCGGAAGAUAUUGUAUGUUUGGCUAUUUUGGGGACUCCUAGGUCUGCACUUUCAAUAAUUGGAAACUACCAGCAGCAAAAUUUUCACAUCUUGUAUGAUAUGAAGAAAUCUAGACUUGGGUAUGCACCAAUGAAAUGUGAUGAUAUUUAACAUCUCGUUAGAGUAGAAAGGUGUAUAGGGGCAUAGCCAUGAACAUGGCAAUUCUUGGGUUGAAUUUAUUUUUUUCUUUUAUUUUUUUCUGGUUUUUCCCAUUGAUAGAAUUAGAAAGUGAUAUAUAUACAGAAGAAAGAAAAGAAAAAUCAAGGUUUAUUCUUAAGGUGAUAUAGAAUUAGGCUUUAGGUAAUUACAGCAAUAGGGUCAUUACAACUACAACCUUUUCACUGUUUUGUACACAUUUAACUCUUUAAUUUUGAGUUAAUUUGGCUUUCAAUUUUAUAUGAUAUUGUCUCUGACAAUCAUGUUCGGUCUUCUCUUUGUUUAUACAUUUUCAAAAGGAAAAGUUAUUCCUUCAUAUAUACAAUAAACUUAGCCUCAUGGCAUUGACA